Messenger RNA from Anoplopoma fimbria (sablefish), 7798 nucleotides. RefSeq names its product formin homology 2 domain containing 3b (gene fhod3b). Gene Ontology annotation, molecular function: actin filament binding. The transcript has 27 exons. The record is from RefSeq and is a predicted model, not a curated record. Gene Ontology annotation, cellular component: cytoplasm; cytoskeleton. Bases 1 to 4692 code for a protein of 1563 amino acids. Gene Ontology annotation, biological process: cortical actin cytoskeleton organization; sarcomere organization; cardiac myofibril assembly. NCBI's taxonomy places the organism in Eukaryota, Metazoa, Chordata, Actinopteri, Perciformes, Anoplopomatidae.
AUGACUACGUUUAUAUGCAGGGUGCAGUUCUUAGAUGAUACUGAUCCAUUUAACAGCACCAACUUCCCAGAGCCCACCAGGCCACCUCUGUACACAUUCAGGGAAGAUAUUCCUCUGAUAAAUCAGAUUGCUGGAGUCCACCGGCUGCUAAAAGCCCCGCAGAAGCCUGAUGACUGUGCCCUUCAGCUGUCCCAUAAUGGAAGCUACCUGGACUUGGAGUCUACCCUGGCGGAGCAGAGAGAUGAACUGGAGGGAUUUCAGGAGGAAGGAGGGAGGGGCAAGAAACACAGCGUCAUUCUUCGGACACAGCUGUCUGUCAGAGUUCAUGCCUGCAUUGAAAAACUCUACAACUCAACUGGACGUGAGCUAAGGAGAGCCCUCUUUUCCCUCAAGCAGAUUUUUCAGGAUGACAAGGACCUGGUCCACGAGUUUGUGGUGGAGGAAGGACUGACGUGUUUGAUUAAAGUGGGUGCUGAAGCCGACCAGAACUACCAGAAUUACAUCCUCAGGGCUCUUGGUCAGAUAAUGCUGUAUGUCGAUGGGAUGAACGGCCUCAUAUCUCACAAUGAAACGGUCCAGUGGCUUUACACACUGGUCGGAUCCAAGUUCCGUCUGGUGGUGAAGACAGCCCUAAAGCUGCUGCUGGUGUUUGUGGAAUACACCGAGUCCAACGCUGCCCUGCUCAUAAAGGCUGUGAACGUCGUGGAUGCUAAAAGAGAAACAAAGCUAUGGUCAAACAUCAUGGAGAUCCUAGAUGAGAAGGAUGGAGUGGAUACAGAGCUGCUGGUGUAUGCAAUGACACUCAUCAAUAAGACUCUGGCAGGCCUCCCAGACCAGGACUCAUACUACGACAUGGUGGACUGUCUUGAGGAGCAGGGCAUUGAAGCCAUGGCCCAGAGACACCUGAGCAGGAAAGGCACUGACCUCGACCUCGUAGAACAGUUCAACAUAUAUGAGAUGAUUCUCCGCCAUGAGGACGGAGACGAUGAAACCCAGCUGCCUCCCAGCGUCCGUAAAGAGCGCAGACGGGCCAGCGUUGGUGGCAACAAUGAGAGGCGAGGCCUGGAGAGAAGACGCAGCCGGAGACAUUCACUCCAGAAUAGCAGAGGCCACGCUUCUGCCCCAGCAUCACCCAGCAGCCCUCAUAAUCAUGCAAGCAGCUUCCUGCCCUUUGGUGGCCAACGUAUUGAAGACAUCAGUGAGAGUCUGAACGAUAUAAACAACUCUCCUACAUCUUACACAGCUAGAAAGCCCCGCUGGGCUGAAAGAAUCAGUGCCAAUGGCAGUCCGUACCCUGGCAGGCGCCAGGCUCCUACAUCACCCAUUCAUCGCUUCACUACUUCAGCAGCCUCCACACCAGACUCCAAACCAAUUGACAGACCUGCUCUAGGAGGCUUGCUUACUUCAUCGUACAGACAGCAUCAGGAGUCUCUGGCUGUGGAGAGAGAGAGGAGACGCCUGGAAAGAGAAGAGCGUCUGCAGAGAAUCGAAAGAGAAGAGAGGGACCGUUUCAAUCGAGAUUAUGUUGACAAGAGGGAAGAAGCAAGACAAGCCAGAGAGGAAAGGUACAAGGCUGUGGAGAGGUUAGCCGCAGAGGAGUUUGAGCGAGAGCGCCCCAGGGUGCCAGCAAGAGGACGGACAGAGAUCACGCUAUGUUUGAGUCCCAACCCUGUCAGCCGCUCUGCCGCCCGAUGUGCCACACCUUCGUCCAUUAUCUCACAGGAAGAGACAAUUGCCACUGCACACCAGACGUCGGGAACCGAACAUAUCUCAAAGCCAAACCUUGACCUCCACACAAGAACCAAAAGUCCAGAGCCAGACUUAACAGUAUCAGAACCUUCCCCCAAACCUCCCUCCGAGCCAGACAAGCAGCAGACUGAGACAAAGUCGCCUGCAGAGACAGAGGAUGUUGCUGAGACUCAGGCCGAUCAGAAUGUAGUGGAAGAGCCAGCAUCAGAUAAACAGUCAGGCAUGCAGAAGGAAGAGAGGCAAGAGGAGGAGAAGAUUGAGGAACAGAAACAGCACAUGGACGAGGUAGAAGUGGAAGAGCAGGUAGAGGAGGCAGAGGUAGCAGAUGUAGCAGAAGUAGGAGAGCCAGAUGUGGAUGUGAAUGUGGAGUUAGAGGAGGUGUUUGAGAAGGAGCAGCCAACAGAAAGGGAUGUCGAAGACAGUGUACUGCUGAGUGAGAAGGAGAGGCAGAACGAGGAAGUGAAUGAGAAGGAUAACUGCUCCGCAUCCAGCAUCUCCUCCACAAGUAGCACUCUGGAGAGGGAGGAGCGGGAGGAGAAACUCACCAAUGACAUUGAAGCAGGCCAAUGGACACAGUCUAUCAAAGAUGCAGCAGUGAACGACCAGUGCAACAAAAUACUCAACAGCAAGCGCUUCAUGCUGGACAUGCUCUAUGCUCAGGCGACAACCAGCAAGGAUGAAGGGAAUGUAGCAGAAACAGAGAAAGAAAACUGUAAAUGUGAGAAGGAUGCAGAGGUCAGUGACUCCUCUGUAGCUAGCUUGGCCAGCAGGAUCUCCACACUGGAGGCUCACAGACAGGCCAGAGAAGAAAAUGUGAAAAAAAUGGAGGUGGGACAUCUGGACAACCAGGGCAGUGUCCGAGCAGUGGCGGAGAAGUUUGGAGAUUUGGUCAAAGGCCUAGCGUCUCCUCCUGAGGUCGAGGACUCAAAAGAGCAACAGCAGACUGACAUAUCAUCAAUCGCUGCCUCAUCCACCUUACCCCCUAAGAAAGAGUCGGACUAUAUCUGGGAUCAGCUGAUGGCCGAACCUAGGGAGCUGAGGAUCAAAGAAAUGGACUUCACGGACCUGAGGGAUGACGAUGACAUGGACAUUUUAGAUAUGGACAGUGAACUGGGGUCAGGUGACCUCAUACCACCACCUCCACCUCCGCCAUGUAAUGCUGCACUGCCACCCCCGCCCCUGUUUGGGUGCCCUCCUCCUCCUCCCAUCCUUGGCAAGAUGAUGCCCCCACCCCCACCAUUUAUGGCCCCUAUCCCUCCGCCCUCCCCUCAGCUAAGUCGAGGGGAGAUACCUCUCUUCCAAAAGAAAAAGAAGACGAUCCGACUCUUCUGGAACGAAGUGCGUCCCGUGGACUGGCAAAGUAAGAGUCAUAAAUUCUGUAAGGAGUCCCUCUGGUCCAAACUGGAGCCAGUUAAACUGGACACAUCCAAGUUAGAGCAGCUGUUUGAGUCCAAAUCCAAGGAGCUGCCUGUCACGAAGAAAGCAGCUGUUGAUGGAAAACGACAAGAAAUCAUAGUCCUGGACUCAAAACGCAGCAAUGCUAUAAACAUUGGCUUGACUGUCUUACCUCCUCCUCGCACCAUUAAGACGGCUAUUCUCAACUUCGAUGAGUACGCACUGAACAAGGAAGGCAUUGAGAAAAUAUUGACAAUGAUCCCCACAGAGGAGGAGAAACAGAGGAUCCAGGAGGCCCAGCUGGUUAGCCCUGAUAUCCCCCUGGGCAGUGCUGAACAGUUCCUUCUCACCCUCUCCUCCAUCACAGAGUUGUCAGCUCGCCUGCAACUGUGGGCAUUCAAGAUGGACUAUGAGCUUAUUGAGAAGGAAGUGGCAGAGCCUCUGCAGGACCUCAAGGAAGGGAUGGACCAGUUAGAGAAAAACAAAACACUCCGCUACAUCUUGACCACAUUGUUGGCCAUGGGCAACUUCCUCAAUGGCACUAAUGCUAAAGGCUUUGAGCUGAAUUACUUGGAAAAAGUCCCGGAGGUGAAGGACACGGUUCACAAGCAGUCCCUGCUGCACCACGCCUGCUCCAUCGUCGUCGAGAAGUUUCCAGACAGCACUGAUCUCUACUCUGAAAUAGGAGCUAUCACCCGCUUGACUAAGGUGGACUUUGACCAGCUUCAAGACAAUCUGGCGCAGAUGGAGCGAAGAUGCAAAGCAUCUUGGGAUCACCUCAAGGUCAUAGCGAAACACGAGAUGAAACCACCAUUGAAACAAAAAAUGUCAGACUUCCUCAAAGAUUGUGCAGAGAGAAUCAUAAUUCUGAAGAUUGUACAUCGAAGAAUACUCAACAGGUUUCAUGCCUUUCUGCUGUUCCUGGGCCAUCCGAUAUAUGCGGUACGGGAGGUCAGCAUUCAUCGCUUUAGCAAGAUCCUGAGUGAAUUUGCCCUGGAGUAUCGCACAACAAGAGAGCGCGUGCUACAACAGAAACAGAAGAGGGCCAACCACCGAGAGAGGAAUAAGACCAGGGGGAAAAUGAUAACAGAUAGUGAGGAUGACGAUGAUGGUGAGAGUGGUAAAUUUGGCGGUGCCCCAUCAGACUCACAGGAGAUUCAGCCUCAGGGUAUCCAGUAUGCUGAAGAUGCAGCUGAACAUGAGAACAUGAAGGCCGUACUGAAGAGCAGCUUGCAGGGCGGAGAGAGUGUGACGUCCACGGUGCCAGGCCUCCGUACACGCACCAGAGCAAGCAGCACCAGAGGGCGCGUUACCCCAUGGUGCUCUACCAGUGACGACCCAGUGAACUGCACAGAUGAUACAGCUGAUGAGAUCAUGGAGAGGAUUGUCAGGUCAGCCACUCAGGGGCCCAGCCAGCGCACUCAACCUCGGGAGAGGAGACGGUCCCGAGUCAACCGAAAAUCACUGAGGAGGACACUGAAGAAUGGUUUGACAACAGAAGAGGCAAAUGCUCUCGGCUUGUCCAGUGGUUCAGAGAUGCAGGUGUGAGCUGGACAUACUGUCAGGACGUCUCGCAGCCCUUUCACUGCCCCUCCAAUGGCUACACCCAAACUGGCAACUCACUGUGGCUUGGCACUAAAACUCCCUCCCAGCUUCGAUGAGUCGACCUCAUCUUCAUGCAUUUGGUUUCAAUAGGCUUGACACAAGUGCUUCCUGAAGAGAGUGGAUAAUAGGUUUUAUUCGUAACACUGAUGGUCAGAGAGAGCAGAACCAGAAUGUGCAUUCAAACCACGAGACUUUGCUAUUGCUGGAUAAACAUCGAUGACGUUCACUCACAAGGCUAGAUCGCAAUCAUCCUUCGAACAUGACAUUACAUCCAAACACCAGCGCAAAAGUGUGUUUUUCAAGGUGGAGGGCAUCCAAACAGUUGGCAAUACAUUUGCUUCAAUCUCAGUGGCCUUGACUGAAUCCAACGGGCAAGAAGUGUGAUACAGACACUACACUCUCUGCUGCUUAGUUUUAGUGUCAGCCCUGCAGCUUUAGAGACAAAUAGAAAGACAUUUCAUCUGUUGAAUAGAUGGCUUUGUGAAGAGGGUUAUUCUGUUAUAUACUACUGUGGUAGUUUUAUGUUUCUUUUCAUUCUGCUGAAGAAGGUGCUCAAAUAAGGAACAAUUGCACUGGAUGUAAAAGUAUGGUAUCAAUGGAAUUUGAAAUCCUUGACACUGAUGAACCACUGACAUCUAAAAAAAAUAUCAUCAACAGUUUAACCAGCAAAUCAAUGGUUGCACAGUUUGUAAUGUCUGAUCAAAGUGGACACAUUCAAGCUAGAUGGACAUCUAAAGCUUUGUCAAAUGUCUGUUAGAUGACUGGAUAAGAAUUAUUUAGAAGAGACACAUAUUUUAAAGAUCACAGUGAACAGUCCAGGUAGUAUGUGUGAGACUGGUAUUACCACUUGUUUCAUACUAAUGCUCAUCAACAUUUUUAGCUUAAACAAAUGUAGACAAGUGGCAUUGUGCAACCUAUUCUCAAUGCUUGACUGAACAGUUCGAGACAGUUUAAGGAAGGCAGGCACAGCGUUCCAAGUGAGCAAUCUUCGGAGAUCAGUAGUUUUAUUUUCUAGAAAUGAUUAGCUGCACAUCUCAGAGUGCCUUUCAGAGUCAUUUAUUUAUUAAGAUGUUUUCAGGGACAUAUAAACAAGAAAAUGUAACUACAGAUGUGCAGUCUGUGAGGGGCAAGAGGAUAAUACUGCAGUCUACAUCAUACACAAGCUAUGAUUUCUUUUUAACCAGUGUUUUUAAACUUGUCCUGGAAAACAAAAAGUUUUUUCCAUGUUAUGUUUUGGAUCUAAUAGUAUGUUAUGAAGAUAACUUUAAGGUAUUUAUUAUACUUAGGAUUGGUAAUGCACAUUAGAUGUAUCAUGUUGCCUUACUGUAGAAUAUAGAAAUGUAGUCCCACUCUAGUCGAGAUCUAGGGAAAAUGUAGGAGUUAAAAAUAGACCAGGCCAAAUGAAUAUGUAGUUCAACUGGCAUCACUGGAGAUCUUUGUCAUUCACAGGGCGUGGAGCUUCAUUUCCUAACUAUGAAUAAGAACAUCAGGGGUGACAUGAUAAUAAAUUAUAUGGACGAAUAUAAAAUCGCCAUUAUCUGUUUUAACAUGUAAAUCUGUAUUGUAGUGAACAAGACGGAGCCCACAGUUUAACUUUUUGAUAAAGUACGUCUGUUUUUGAACUGUUGAUGUACUCAUUGUGCUAUUGAUUUGUAACGGCCUUGUCUAUGUUUAAACUCAUCAUUUCAGUAUAUAUCAUGGCUAGAUAAAUCUAUUCACUAGCAAAUUCACACUGUGAUGGAAAGAAGGCCAUUGAUAGAAACAAGAAUUUAGCGCAACAUUACGAUAAAGCUACAUAAAACCACACCAGCAGUGAGUUUUGUUUUGUUUUGUUAGAAAUUAACUGAAUAUUAUCCAGCACCUUAGACUAUGUGUAGCACUCAAUUCUUCUGCGAACUGAAGUUAUGGGAGAAAAGCUCAUUGUGUGUCCCAGAUUGUACUGAUUUUUGUCAAAUACAGAAACGAUGUGUAAAGUAAUAUAGGGGGAAUGCUGUAAAAUGAUGUACAUGUCAUGACAAUGUCUUUAUGUUUCUCUGUUUGAUUUUUUGCUCCAUGUGUAGAAUAGUGUCAUAGACUAAAAGCAGUAUUAUUCUAAUUAUAAUUUAAGCAAACAAAGCCAUGAAUGGUUUUACGAGGUGCCGUCAUCUCUGCUUGAUACAAAAGGAGGUUCACCUAGGUUCUCAGAGCUGUAGGGUUUGUGGUAUUGAACCUUUUUACUUCAUAGACUGUAAAGUGAACAAACAUGGUGAAACACUUAUUUAUGAAAUUCACCUUUUAGUCCUGUGGCAUCACUUAGAAGCCUUUGAUUUCAUUGCACUCAGCAUUUUUUUCUUCUAAUUUAACAUUAGCCCACCACACACUAGCUGCCUGUGCCAUAACAUCACUGUGGAACUUGACACAAGUGCAUUACAACCAAGGCUUCUAUUGUGUUUAUGCCCACAGCAAAGAAAACAUGUAGCAAGUACAAUAAAAAGGCUAAUUAAAACCUCUUUUUGACAUUUUUUAACUAUAUCUUGAAACUGUGUUGUUUUAGUAAAGUAAGUGUCAAAUCUAACAUGUUUGGGGAAGAAAAAGCAGUCCACACAAUCCAUGCUUCAAUUCGCUUUAUCUUCAAGAGCAUUAGAGGUAAAUGACAAGCUUACCAGAGUACCUUAUCUGGGGUUUGUACAUGGACAUCAGAUGGACCUCAUUUUGUCUUGUUUAAAAUUCCUAUACGUCCAUAUGUGUUAUGGAUCUAAAUGUGAUUCUGGUGUGCUUUAAAUAAACUGCAAAGACAACGAUGAGCAAGACAGCUACCCACAAAACGGUUGGAAAUUCUGACUGCACGGUCAAAAAAGCACAAAUAUCCUCCUAAAAAGUCUCAACAAAUCCGGUGAAGCCCAAAGCAUGUUCUGCUUCAUACCAGCUGAAAAGUAUCGUAUUUCAAUAAAUGAAAAAAAAUUCAUAGUUUAGUAUCUCAUGAAAAAGUCAUAGUGCUGUUCAUCACAAAAAUGUCAUUAAUAUAUCAAGUCAUAACAAGUAUGCCAAAAAUAUGUUAGAAAAAGUUAUA